GGCUUGAGUUAAAAAGAAAAAUGUUUUUAAAACUCAUUUCUAUAGCAUAAAAACACAGUUUUCCAUAAAUUCCAUACAUUUAUUGGCAUUUAAGUGUCAACCACAAACCUCUAGGUAGGCCUCACUGUAACUGUGAUAAUUAAGCACCUUUGGAUCACGUGAUUACCCACUUUCCUCAUGAAAUCUCUCAUAUAAAAACAAGGUUUAGUCGUCUGAAACAAACACUAAAGAAUGGAGUUGUUGUGGAUGCGCAACAUGGUUUUGGUCUCUCUGAUAUUGGUGGAAAUCUCAUGGACUCGACCCAUUGAUGAGGAUCUGCAUCUGACUGCGGAUGAUAUCCAGCUCGCAAAGAGCUAUCUAAGGAGGUUCUACAGUCCAAGCUUCGGAGGCAAAGACCUCAGGAGUCCACCGCGUAGGAUCAGGUCCUCAUCACCAAGGGAGCAAAAGAUCAGACAAAUGCAGAACUUUUUUGGUCUGAGGGAAACAGGAAUCCUAGACUCUGAAACCCUGGAUGUGAUGAAAAAGCCACGGUGUGGUGUUCCUGAUCUGGACAACUACAGUUUUUAUCCUUAUAGGCCUAAAUGGAAAAACUAUACCAUCUCUUACACGAUUACGAAGUAUACUUCGGACAUGAGUAAACUGGAGGUGGAAAAGGCUUUUCGUUUAGCCCUAAAGAUGUGGAGUGAUGCAGCUCCUCUGAGCUUCAUUAAAGUCGACCAUGGAAAAGCUGAUAUUGUCCUCUCCUUUGCACGCAAAGCUCAUGGAGACUUUUCUCCUUUUGAUGGGCCUGGAGGUGUGCUGGCUCAUGCCUUUCAACCUGGAGAGGGGGUGGGUGGAGAUGUACACUUUGAUGAAGAUGAAACCUGGACAACAGGGAUGCAAGGUUACAACCUUUUUGCUGUUGCAGCUCAUGAAUUUGGUCACUCUCUGGGUUUGACUCACUCCAGAGACCCCUCGGCUGUCAUGUUCCCCAAUUACAGGCUUCACAGCAGCAAACAGUACGCACUUUCCAGGGAUGAUGUCCUGGGAAUCCAAAUGCUGUACGGAAAACCCAGGAAAGAUACUGAAACUCGACCUCCAGUUCCAAAGAAAUGUGAUCCCACAUUUUUUUUUGAUGCUGCUGCAGUGAUCGAAAAUGAGAUUGUUUUCUUUAAGAACAGAUUCAUGUGGAUGAGAACAACCAGGUCGACUUACUGGAAUCGCCUAAGAGAAGGUUACAUCAGUACAUAUUUACCAGGCAUUGGUUCUCCUGUCGAUGCAGCUUAUGACAUCCCAGCCAAAGGCGUGACAUACCUAUUCGCUGGUCGUAAGUACUGGGUAGUGCAACAAUUAAAGACAAGAAGUACAACUGGCAACAUCUCAGAGUUCGGUUUGCCACCCAGUGUUCGACAGGUUGAUGCUGCAGUUCAUAAUAAGGAAUAUGGGAAAACCAUAUUCUUCAUAGGACCCUUAUAUUACAGCUAUGAUGAGAACAGGAGUCAUAUGGACCCGGGUUUCCCCAGGCUCACCCAAACAGACUGGCCUGGAAUCCCAAGAAGGGUUGAUGCUGCAUUUAAGUUACAUGGCAGCAUCUUCCUCCUCAGCGGUACGAAAUCCUACCAGUAUGACUUCAGACAGAAGCGGGUGGUGAACAUAAUUACAGGAAAUUCUUGGCUGGGAUGCUGACUUACUGAAAACCCACACUUUAUGUAGCUAAAAAAAUAAACCUAACAAAACUUGUAUUUCUUAAACAGGGAUUAUACUGUUGCAUGGCUGAUCCGCAAUCUACUGUAACCUCUGUACAACGAAAAUACUGCUUUAAUCAUUCAUUGUGCAAACCCUAAGCCCAUGCUCUGUGAUUUGUUGUUUUUACGGGAUUUUUUUAAGGGGCUAUAUACUUCUGCAAUUUAUCAUGAAAGUUCCCAUUGAAAUGAACCUAAAUGUAAUAAUUAAAUACUUGAAAUGUGUGUAAAACCUGACAUUUAUUAACCAUGAACAUGGAGCUGAGUUACAUAAAAUCCGUUUUUGCUCAUAAAUAUUUUUCCGAUGUUGUUGUUGUAAUAAUUGUUAAAUUAUUCUGUUCUAAAAAAACAGGUGUUAUAGUGAAGUAAUUUCACUAUGGUAUGGCCUGAUUCCCAGAAAUAUUCCAUUGGAUGAUUAUCAUUCAGAAACAGAUUCUCAGCAAACAUCUUUUGCCUUUAAUCUCAUAUGUGCCACUUAAAGUAAUUAAAGGGAGGUAGAGUUGCCAAAGUUUAAACUAAGUAAGAGUAGCACUGCUUUAACGUAUUUCUAUUCAAGUAAAUGUAAAAAAGGAGCUGUCCAAAAAUGUGUCAA
Molecule: messenger RNA, 2313 nt
Organism: Cyprinodon tularosa
Lineage: Eukaryota; Metazoa; Chordata; Actinopteri; Cyprinodontiformes; Cyprinodontidae
Gene: mmp20a
Product: matrix metallopeptidase 20a (enamelysin)
Exons: 10
Coding region: 232-1665 (477 amino acids)
Biological process (GO): collagen catabolic process; extracellular matrix organization; proteolysis
Cellular component (GO): extracellular matrix
Molecular function (GO): metalloendopeptidase activity; zinc ion binding
Source: RefSeq, a predicted model, not a curated record